Myotis lucifugus (little brown bat) is the source of this 1009-nucleotide messenger RNA. Its product is annotated as olfactory receptor 52K1. Gene Ontology annotation, cellular component: membrane. The record is from RefSeq and is a predicted model, not a curated record. Gene Ontology annotation, biological process: G protein-coupled receptor signaling pathway. The coding region runs from base 18 to 962 and encodes 314 amino acids. Gene Ontology annotation, molecular function: G protein-coupled receptor activity; olfactory receptor activity. NCBI's taxonomy places the organism in Eukaryota, Metazoa, Chordata, Mammalia, Chiroptera, Vespertilionidae. The transcript has a single exon.
GGAAAUUUCCAGAAGUCAUGUCAGCCUCCAAUAUUACCUCAACUCAUCCAGCUGUCUUCUUGUUGGUAGGAAUUCCAGGUUUGGAGCACCUGCAUGUCUGGAUCUCCAUUCCUUUCUGCUUUGCCUAUACUCUGGCCUUGCUAGGCAACGGCACCCUCCUCUUCAUUAUCCGGGCUGAUGCAGCCCUUCAUGAGCCCAUGUACCUCUUUCUGGCCAUGUUGGCAACCAUUGAUCUUGUCCUUUCUUCUACAACACUUCCUAAAAUGCUGGCUAUUUUUUGGUUUAAAGAUCGAGAGAUCAACUUCUAUGCCUGCCUGGUCCAGAUGUUCUUUCUCCACUCCUUUUCCAUCAUGGAGUCAGCAGUGCUGCUGGCCAUGGCCUUUGACCGCUAUGUGGCCAUCUGCAAGCCACUGCACUACACCACGGUGCUGACCAGGACCCUUAUCACCAAGAUUGGUAUAGCUGCUAUGGCUCGGGCUGUGACACUAAUGACUCCACUCCCCUUUCUGCUCAGACGCUUCCACUACUGCCGAGGACCCAUGAUCGCCCACUGCUACUGUGAGCACAUGGCUGUGGUAAGGCUGGCCUGCGGGGACACUCGCUUCAACAAUAUCUAUGGCAUUGCAGUGGCCAUGUUUAUAGUGGUGUUGGAUCUGCUCUUUGUUAUUUUGUCUUACAUCUUCAUCCUUCAGGCAGUUCUACAGCUUGCCUCUCAGGAAGCCCGUUACAAGGCCUUUGGGACAUGUGUGUCUCAUAUAGGUGCCAUCUUGUCCACCUACACACCUGUUGUCAUCUCAUCAGUCAUGCACCGUGUGGCUCGCCGAGCUGCCCCUCAUGUACACAUACUCCUUGCUAUCUUCUAUCUUCUUUUUCCACCCAUGAUCAACCCCAUCAUCUAUGGGGUCAAGACCAAGCAGAUUCGUGAUCAUGUGCUCAGUCUAUUCCGGAAAAAGGCUAUGUAGAUGCAUACUUUUUUCCUUACUCACCAAUCCAAUACUGAGUGGGUGCU